This is a messenger RNA of Naumovozyma dairenensis CBS 421, 720 nucleotides long. It is a transcript of the gene NMD4, whose product is annotated as Nmd4p. Bases 1 to 720 code for a protein of 239 amino acids. The record is from RefSeq and is a predicted model, not a curated record. The transcript has a single exon. NCBI's taxonomy places the organism in Eukaryota, Fungi, Ascomycota, Saccharomycetes, Saccharomycetales, Saccharomycetaceae.
AUGCCACAGUACAACUUUAUCUUGGAGGCAUCCGCUUUCAACAGAGGCCUGGGCAACAUCAAGAGAUGGAUUACUCAAAACACAGACAACGGAAAUACUACUAACACCUCUAUGAAUGAAGAUUUAGAAACCAUUAAUUUGAAUUUCUAUAUCCCUACAUACACUUUGAAAGAAUUGGAUUUCUUACAAUACCAUGAUAAAAGCUUUAACGCAAGGGAAUCAUUGAAAUUCAUCGAUAAUUAUGCCAAUCCCACUCACUCUAACGGCAACAAGAAUGAAAGCAAUGUCCAACUUAUCAUUGAAUUCCCUGACAUUCUGGACUUAGUCCCGUGGUCUGAUAUCCUUCAAUCCACUGAUGGAUCCAACCAAUCUAUAGAUCAAUUAAAUAAAUUACCAAGAAGAUUGAAAAAUUUCUUGAAAAGUUGUAUUUAUAAAUUGCAUGAUGAUGACGUUAAAUGGAUCUUAAUUACGGAAGAUGAGAAAAUUAGGAAAAUUUCAACGUUAUGUAAUAUCCCAUGGUGUUCCAUUGUCGAUGCUGACUCGUUAUUAUCUAAAGAAUUCAAUUAUAAAUCCUUCCAAGAAACUGAAUCUUUUUAUAAUUCCAUUUUGAAAAAUGGCGGUGUUAAACAAAUCAAUUCAAAUGGGGAUCAGAUUAUUAAGACCAAUUUUGAAAAUACUGUGUAUGCGAAAAGAGGUGCUGGUGAAUUAUGGAGUCCAUGA